AUGAGUGGGGCCUGCCCAUGGGUGGUUCUCCCUGGAACGCUGCCCAGCCAGCCUGGUGCCUGCCCAGGCCAGGCGCGGACUGGUCUAAACACGCUGCCUGCAGGGUGUGACGUAUUGGCGCCCGCCGAGCACGGCCCAGUCAUGGCUGUCAUUGGAAGAAGCCCUGUUGCCGACGAUACGAUCUUUGAGCAAGUCGAUCAGUCUCGGCCCCUUUGCGUGUUGCAAAGUCACAGUAGACAAAUUGCAAAGUCCUCUACGCAUGUUCACGAGCAAAGUUCAUGUCGCUGCACCGUGCAUCGACCAAAGAAAGGCCCGCACGCAACUUGGCUGACCAUCAUGGCUCCCGAGGUCGCUGCAGACUCCCGAGGUUCAAUGUUGUAGACAGUGAUAGGGCGCAAAUGUUCUCACCUUGUGCCUUGGCAAGCAUGCCGCCCGCAAUGUUUGGGACAGCCCUCCGCAGUAAUAGAAGUGGCAGGGAGAACCAUUCACGAGUGGAACUUUCAAGAUGAUGUUGGCUCUUGCCUAAUUGUUGCCACUGCACACAUUCAUUCCAGCC
Microdochium trichocladiopsis is the source of this 556-nucleotide messenger RNA. RefSeq lists its product as uncharacterized. The transcript is spliced from 2 exons. Bases 1 to 381 code for a protein of 126 amino acids. Lineage: Eukaryota; Fungi; Ascomycota; Sordariomycetes; Xylariales; Microdochiaceae. The record is from RefSeq and is a predicted model, not a curated record.